CACUUUGUUCUAUAGCAACUAAAGAACGGGCUUCUCGUAGGGAGAGUACAAGUGUUACCUCAAAGUAGCCAUACUCUGCAUUAUAAAGUUUAAGGAACCAUCUUUAAACCUUGAGGAACGAGAGAUCAGUAGAGCACUGUAUAACCUUGAGGAACUUGACUUCAGGAAUUAAAAACAAACUGUUGCUUUCGGACUCUUCAGCUUAGCAGAGCUCUGUUUUGAAUUUACUCUGUAGCAGCAAGCCAAGCAAUCGGUCCUGAACUUCGCAAAAUGGGUGCUUUGUUCUGAGGAACUAUGCAUUAGUGUUUUGUACAUAUUGAUAGAAUUUGGUGUGCCUAGCUGGAUUGCAAACUGAGUUUAGCUUUGCACCUCUAGUGUACAAGAUUGGCAGGAUCUGUUAACGAAGUUGUUCCCCUUCUUGUGCCUGCCUUUGGUUCUUGUUUUGGUUGGUUAAAUGCUGUUGAUAUCUGCAUAUAUAGAUGGAAGUCCAGAUGAUGUUGGUAGAUUUUUAGAGCAACUUUUAUGUAUCCGCCUCUCUUAACAUCUGUAACUAAUCUCUACAGGACAUCCUGGAUAAUUGAUAGCCAAAGAAUUGCUUCCAAAAUUAAAAACGUUUCUGGAUCAUUGGAUCUCAGUAAACAAAAGUGGAGGAGCAAUCCAAGUAAGGAGUGCCCAAGCUGCAGCCACAUCAUUGAUAACAGUGAUGUUGUGCACCAGUGGCCUGGUUUGCCAAAAGGUGUAAAAUUUGAUCCUACCGACCAGGAAUUGCUUUGGCAUUUGCUUGCAAAACAUAAUAAGUCAGGUGCUGAACCUCACCCAUUCAUCGAUGAAUUUAUUCCAACAGUUGAGGAAGAUGAUGGUAUCUGCUACACCCAUCCACAGAAACUUCCAGGUGUUAAACAAGAUGGAAGUGUAUCACAUUUCUUCCACAGAACAUUUAAAGCCUAUAACACGGGGACUAGGAAGCGUCGAAAGAUAAACACUGACAAUCUUGCUGAUGUUCGCUGGCACAAGACAGGCAAGACGAAGCCAGUAAUAGUUGAUGGAAAGCACGCUGGCUGUAAGAAAAUAAUGGUGCUGUAUGUGAGUACUGUGAAGGGUGGUAAGCCCAAGAAGACCAACUGGGUGAUGCAUCAGUACCAUCUAGGCACUGGGGAGGAUGAGAAGAAUGGGGAAUAUGUUGUCUCCAAAUUAUUUUUUCAGCAGCAAUUUAAACUUGAAGAAACAAAUGCACAGGAGUUAACCAAUACAGAGGCUUUGGAAACUAUAGUUGCUGAAGCAGAUCUACCCGACCUCCCUGAACCAACCAUGGAAGAAGAUGAUGACGAACAUAUUAGUAGUAUUACUAACCAAGAGGUUCUUCAUAAUAAUGAACAUAACACCGACCGGGAAGCUCUUCAUAGCAAUGAACAUAAUGCUUAUCAGGAGAAAGAGAAUUGUGAAAUAAAUAUGGAAGAAAAAGCUGCUGAAGAGAAUGCUGCCUAUCCAUCCUCUGAAAAACCCGAGGAUGGAGAUAAUCCCUCAUCACAAGAUCCAAAUUUGUGGGAGGGGGACUCGCAGUUUCUGUUAGAUUCUCAGCAGCUAGCAGAAAACUUAGCGAUUUGUGACGAGUUCCUUCAGAGCCAGACCUCAUGUGGCGAUGGAGAUGAGCCAGGUACGAUCAAGCCUCGCCUGGCUGUUUAUGCCCAGUUGCCAGUAGAGGACUUGAAGAAGGAUCUGGAGGAAUACAAGGACUUGGGCCCUUCUGAUAAUGCUGCUAAUCUUGAACUUGACAACACAUCUGAAUUUCGAUUGAGCCAACUCGAAUUCUCACAGGACAGCUUUACGGCAUGGCCUGGUGGCAAGUUGGUUGAUUGACGUAGCUCCAAUGCGCUGACAGCGCUUGGCACUAUGUGCAUGAAGAAACAUCUGAAGCCUUUUAGAGCGAUGCACAGCAAGCAUCAUCAACCGUAGUUUCAGCCACGUGGUGAUGUGGUUAUUUUGUGUAUCUCAGUGAAUCUGAGAUGUAACAUAAACCGUGGCUCAUUGAGUCAGCCUGUUGAUGAACUUUCUGGCAUCCAUAUGAACUGUAAAUUAUAAGAAAGGCCAACAGGAUGAUUGCUCAGCGCUAGGACUAGCUUUGGUCUAUCACCCCAAAAAAGGACUAGCUUUGGUCUAGCAGCAUGUGUAUGUAAAUGUUCAGAAUUAACUGCAUAAUUAGCAAGGAUAUCUAAAGUACAGUUGAGCUUUUCUUCA
Messenger RNA from Lolium rigidum, 2235 nucleotides. Its product is annotated as SUPPRESSOR OF GAMMA RESPONSE 1-like. Gene Ontology annotation, molecular function: DNA-binding transcription factor activity; transcription cis-regulatory region binding. Lineage: Eukaryota; Viridiplantae; Streptophyta; Magnoliopsida; Poales; Poaceae. The record is from RefSeq and is a predicted model, not a curated record. The transcript is spliced from 5 exons. Gene Ontology annotation, cellular component: nucleus. Bases 523 to 1857 code for a protein of 444 amino acids. Gene Ontology annotation, biological process: regulation of DNA-templated transcription.